CAGGUCUUAUUAUCUUAUCUCACCCACGUGAUCAAGUACAGUCUUUUUUAUUGUCAUUGAAGCUACGAAGCUUGCCACCACCUCUCUCAAAUCUGAGAAAAAUGAAUGAAAAAUAAACAAUCAUAACAGGUAUAGUUGUUCUGUUCAAAAUUCAGAAGCGAUGGAUGAAAGGGAUUCAGAAGGCGAGAAACUUUCAGAAAUGGAAAUUGGGUUAAAAAGGCCUCUUCUCAGAAAACGAGGAGCUGGUAUUGGAUUGAUUCCAAAUUCUAGUUCACAGAUGGCCCUUGUGGGCUCUCAAGUUUCUCCAUUGGAGAGCUUAGAUUAUGAAGUGAUAGAAAAUGAUCUUUUCAAGCAGGACUGGAGAUCGAAGACAAAGGUUGAAAUAUUUCACUACAUAGUCCUUAAAUGGACACUGGUCUUUUUGAUUGGUUUAUUCGUUGGGCUUAUUGCAGCCUUUAUCAAUCUAGCAGUAGAGAACAUUGCAGGGAUGAAGCUGCUAAUUGCUUCUAAGCUGGUGUUGCAACAAAGGUAUCUCCUAGCGUUUGCAAUAUUUACAGCUGCGAAUCUACUACUGGUUUUAUGUGCAGCAGUGCUUACUGCUUAUGUUGCACCAACAGCAGCAGGGGCGGGUGUGCCAGAGAUUAAGGCUUAUCUCAAUGGUGUGGAUCUCCCAGGAUUCUUGGGUCCUAGUACACUUUUUGUUAAGGUGUUUGGUAGUAUUUGUGCUACUUCUGCGGGAUUGGAUUUAGGAAAGGAAGGGCCUCUGAUCCACACUGGAUCGUGCAUAGCAUCCCUGAUGGGACAGGGGGGCUCAAGACGUUAUCAUCUCACAUGGAGAUGGCUGAGGUUCUUCAAAAAUGACAGAGACAGAAGAGAUCUUAUAACAUGUGGCGCUGCUGCAGGAGUGGCUGCAGCUUUCCGUGCACCCAUUGGUGGUGUGCUCUUUGCGCUUGAGGAAAUAGCAACCUGGUGGCGAAGUGCUCUUCUUUGGAGAACCUUUUUCACAACUGCAGUGGUUGCUGUAGUUCUACGAGCAUUCAUUGAUUAUUGUGGAAGUGGAAACUGUGGGCUUUUUGGAGGUGGGGGACUGAUAAUGUUUGAUGUGAGUUCAGUGACUAUAAAAUAUAGACCUAUUGAUCUACUUCCCGUAGUGAUACUGGGGGUCGUUGGAGGAGUAGUGGGAGCAGUAUAUAACUACCUUCUUGAGCAUACUCUGAGAAUAUAUGCCUUAAUCAAUCAGAGAGGGCCAAUAUCCAAAAUACUUCUUUCAUGCGCUGUGUCUCUGUAUACAUCCUGUUGUAUAUUCGGACUUCCAUGGCUUGUAGCAUGUAAACCUUGUCCAGAAGGAAAGAUGCUCGACCAUGAAUGUCCCAAUGUUCGCAGAACAGGGAACUUCAAGCGAUUCCAUUGCCCUGAAGGCCACUACAAUGACCUUGCAACUUUGCUGUUCAACACAAAUGAUGCUGCUGUUAGAAGUAUAUUCAGCUCUGGCACUGGAAAUGAGUUUCAGUUGACAUCACUGUUGCUCUACUUCAUUGCAAUUUUCAUAUUGGGACUAGUAACAUAUGGACUGGCACUUCCAUCAGGUCUCUUCAUACCUUUAAUCUUAAUAGGCUCUACAUAUGGCAGAGCCCUUGGUGAGAUGAUGGGAUCAUUUGCAAACAUUGAUCAAGGACUUUUUGCUGUGCUUGGUGCAGCCUCUCUUCUAGGGGGCUCAAUGAGAAUGACAGUUUCACUUUGUGUGAUCCUUUUGGAGCUAACAAAUAACUUAUCCUUGCUCCCUUCGAUUAUGAUAGAACUGUUAAUUUCAAAGACAAUAGCUGAUUGCUUCAACAGCAGUGUCUAUGACAAAAUUGUGCACUUGAAGGGGCUUCCAUUCUUGGAAGCACAUCCUGAACCAUUUAUGAGUCAACUCACUGCAGGGGAUGCUGUCAUAGGUCCAUUGGUAACCCUUCACAGAAUAGAGAAGGUUGGAAACGUUGUACAGAUUUUGAAAAACACUAAGCACAAUGCCUUCCCAGUUAUAGAUGAACCCCCUAACUCAGAAACGCCAGUCUUGCGUGGCCUUGUCCUUAGGUCACACCUCUUGGUCUUGUUGAAGAAAAAGGACUUCCACAUUUCUGAGCAGGAUGCAGUUGUUUCUGCAGGGUUGAACCAGAACCUUUCUUCUGAAGACUUUGCAAAGCCAGGCUCAGGAAAAGGUCUCAAGAUUGAAGAGAUUGAAGUAAGUGCAGAGAAAGAGGAAAUGUAUAUGGAUUUGCACACAGUCAUAAAUACCUCGCCAUACACUGUAGUGGAAACCAUGUCACUGGCAAAGGCACUCAUACUAUUUCGGCAUCUUGGCUUGCGCCAUCUAUGUGUGGUACCCAAAGAAACUGAGAGAGCUCCCAUUGUUGGAAUACUGACAAGGCAUGAUUUUAUGCCCGCACAUAUUCUUGCUCGCCAUCCUCACCUGCAAGAAAGAAAAACAAAAAGAUUGGGAAUUUAGCCCUCUUUCAAAGAAAGAGAAGUUCAACGGUUUCCUACUACAAAAUUUGAGUUCCGCAAGGAAGUGUGGCAUGCAAUUCUUAUAACAAAAUUAUUACUUUUUCAUUGUUCGUAUUAAAUAAGAGUCUAUGUUCUAUUGUUGAUUAGAUUGUGUAUUCACUAGAGAGAAAUUGCGGAUUAGGGAAGAGGUUCCAAGUCAUUGAGCAUGUUUCAAUAGCUAUGAUAGUAUUUGUUGAUUUAAUGUUUAAUAAUUUUGAUAAUAUUGUAUCAAUAAUUGUGACUUUAAAGUCGUUAUUGGUAAUAAUAAUAUUGCAUCAAUAGUUGCAACUUUAAA
This is a messenger RNA of Cryptomeria japonica (Japanese cedar), 2821 nucleotides long. RefSeq names its product chloride channel protein CLC-c. Gene Ontology annotation, cellular component: intracellular membrane-bounded organelle; plant-type vacuole membrane. The coding region runs from base 161 to 2488 and encodes 775 amino acids. Gene Ontology annotation, molecular function: voltage-gated chloride channel activity. Gene Ontology annotation, biological process: chloride transport; transmembrane transport. The record is from RefSeq and is a predicted model, not a curated record. The transcript has 8 exons. NCBI's taxonomy places the organism in Eukaryota, Viridiplantae, Streptophyta, Pinopsida, Cupressales, Cupressaceae.